Messenger RNA from Mycena indigotica, 1638 nucleotides. RefSeq lists its product as uncharacterized. NCBI's taxonomy places the organism in Eukaryota, Fungi, Basidiomycota, Agaricomycetes, Agaricales, Mycenaceae. Bases 1 to 1638 code for a protein of 545 amino acids. The record is from RefSeq and is a predicted model, not a curated record. The transcript has 10 exons.
AUGCAUUCCCUGCCAUUUCUCCUCGGAUUGUUUGCGGCUUCCCUUCAACAAGUCUCCGCCCUAGGGAGCUCCUGCUCUGGCCCAUUGGGCAGCGGGAGUGCUGCUACUUCAGAUGCAUAUUGGAUGAAAACGAUUCAGAGGCAAGGGACAUCACCAUUCAAUCCUGGAGGCUCCUCGUACAAGGUCUUCCGAGACGUAACCCAAGCGCCAUAUAACGCAGUCGGAGACGGAGUUACUGAUGAUACGGAUGCCAUUAAUCGUGCGAUCUCGGACGGUGGACGCUGUGGAAACCUCACAUGCCAGAGCAGCUCAGUGGAACCCGCUUUAAUCUAUUUUCCGGGCCAGGGCCGCAAAUACUUGAUCACCAAACCUAUCAUUCCCUACUAUUACACCUCAUUAGUUGGAGACGCGAAAAACAAGCCACAUAUUGUUGCUCGAGGCGAUUUCGCCGGUAUUGGUCUUAUUGACGCAGACGUUUACUCCGGUGGUCAAGUCCCUGCAGGUGGAUGGAACUGCCCAAGCUCGGAUACUGAAUGGUAUUGCCCUGUCAACAACUUCUUUCGCUCUAUACGCAACUUUGUGAUCGACACACGAAACAUUCCCGCCUCGCAAUUCGGCACAGGCAUCCAUUGGCAGGUCGGCCAAGCGACUUCCCUCAUCGGAAUUGAUUUUCUGCUAUCGACUGCAUCGGGCAACCAACACCAAGCAGUCUUUAUGGAAAACGGCUCUGGGGGCUUUAUGGCAGAUCUCACCAUUAGUGGCGGGGCAUUUGGACUAUGGAUAUCCAAUCAACAAUUUACUAUUCACAAUGUAAAGAUAGAUAGUGCGGACACCGCAAUCUACCAGCAAUGGAACUGGCAAUUCACGUACAAGAACAUCGUCAUCACGAACUGCCGCAUUGGUUUCGGUCUCAACACCAAUGGUCAAACAGAGGCCACUCAGUCCGCAGGAUCAGUCACCAUUCUGGACAGUUCAAUCAGUGCAAAAACUGCUGCUGUUCAGACCAAUACCGACCAAUCGACGAAACUCGGAGGAGCCGUUUUCUUGCAGAAUGUCAAUCUGGCCGGUUCAGGUGCUGGUGUCAUUGAUGGAGCGGGCCAUACCUUCCUAGCCGGAGGUGGGACAGUGAAUCAAUUCGUUCUCGGAAACGAGUAUACUGGAAACUCGACCAAGCAUGCCUAUAACACGAAAGCAACACCUGGUCCCGAUUUACCCUCACAAUUACUCGAUUCGACCAGCAAUAACAAUGGAGUCUUUUUUCGAACACGACCUCAAUACAACAACUACGCCACCAGCCAAUUUGCAUCGGCAAAAUCCAAUGGCGUCAAAUGCGAUGGCACGACCGAUGAUACCAGCAAUCUUCAAGCGUUCAUUAACAAGUUCUGGGGGUGCAAAAUUUUGUACCUGGACGCCGGGGUGUGCAAAGUAUCAAAUACGAUCACCAUUCCAACCGGCUCUGUGGUCGUGGGGGAGUUUUGGACGACAAUCCUUGCUUCUGGUACCGCCUUCAAUGACCCAAGCAAUCCUAAACCCGUCUUGCAAGUCGGAAAUCCGGGAGACAAGGGCACAAUGGAAAUAUCCGAUAUCGUUGUGUCAACCGUUGGAGGGUCUGCGGGGGCUAUUGCGAUUGAAUGGUGA